UAUAACUUAUGCAGGGUGCAAGGUUUGUAGAGACAAAUUUGGUACAGAAAAUGCUGAGAAAUCAGAACUAUGAUUUCCACAAAAAGAAGUUGGAUGAAAUCUAGACGGAGUAAUGAUGUUUUUGUAUGGCUAUUAGUAAAAAGGGAAGAUUUGCAUUUAAGGAUCUGCCCAUCCUGAGUAAAACAUAAUAGAUCAAGGCAUAAUCUUCUAGAUUUUAGAAAUCUGAAUAACGAAAGAGAAUUGAUGAAUAGAAUUAAUAUCUGAGUUCUCAUAUAAUUGAAAUAUAGGAGGGUAAGAACUCUUAAUUCAGAUCGAUUUGGACAGUGUAAAACUUAAGAGAGAAAGCAUAUGUAAUGGAUUUCAGAGACAUUUUAGGCUGACACUUCUCAAUGGUGUGAGAACGCUUUGGGUAAAAGACUUCAUUCGCCUUUGAGGAGGAAACAGUAGCAAAAGAUUGACGAAGAAAAUCAGGAACUACAAAAAAGACUUGAACUAACCAAACAAAUCUUAUUAGAAAAGUAACAGGAACAGAUCUCUAAAUACGAAAAGCUUCGUGAUCAUAUGACUCGUGUAUAAAAGACUUAUAAAGCUAGAUAAAAUUGAAGGGACCUAAUUCUCCCAUGACGAAUACUCAUUUUCCAUCAGUAAAGAGCAAAAGCACUACUCAUUUGAUAAACAAGCCAUUCUAAUCUGAUUCAAUUAUACAAAAUAGUAAAAUGAAUGACUUGUUAAAGUCAGAAAUCAAUAUCAGCAAAAUAUCGAAAAUAGAAUGA
Molecule: messenger RNA, 773 nt
Organism: Paramecium octaurelia
Lineage: Eukaryota; Ciliophora; Oligohymenophorea; Peniculida; Parameciidae
Source: the annotation of a GenBank genome assembly